GAGCAUACAACAGGAGGAACCGUCAAUGUUGCACAACUAAUCCAACAGUUCCUCCUGUUGGAGCAUACUAGUUCGUGGAGAACGGCCGCUCCUGGCAGUUGUUACGAUAUUUUUCGGAUCAGUCGGCCCAGUCCGUCUCGGUCUUUAAUAAGACCGGUCCCAAUAGUAUCGUGUCCAGUUCAGUCCGGUCGCCAGUCUCAAAAAUCUUCAGAAUAUGGAAAGUGUGCGUACUGUAAAGAAUAUAAUACGCAUGAAGCUUGGUGUCAAACAUGCGAUCCUGAUUUAACAA
Molecule: messenger RNA, 289 nt
Organism: Ambispora leptoticha
Lineage: Eukaryota; Fungi; Glomeromycota; Glomeromycetes; Archaeosporales; Ambisporaceae
Source: the annotation of a GenBank genome assembly